Solanum dulcamara is the source of this 3980-nucleotide messenger RNA. Its product is annotated as ubiquitin carboxyl-terminal hydrolase 26. The record is from RefSeq and is a predicted model, not a curated record. NCBI's taxonomy places the organism in Eukaryota, Viridiplantae, Streptophyta, Magnoliopsida, Solanales, Solanaceae. Gene Ontology annotation, cellular component: nucleus; cytosol. Bases 214 to 3492 code for a protein of 1092 amino acids. Gene Ontology annotation, molecular function: cysteine-type endopeptidase activity; cysteine-type deubiquitinase activity. Gene Ontology annotation, biological process: protein deubiquitination. The transcript has 14 exons.
AAAAAAACCCUAAAAAAAACUCCCAAAACUCUCAGGUACAAGCAAAAAAUCGAGCUUGAAUUCACAAGGAUUAUGAAUUUCGAUUUACUCAAAGACUCAUUAUUUCUAGUAAUUUUAGGAUAAGUUUUGGGAAACUAGAGGAUUUUAUUGUUGAUCAGAAGAAGCUCAAUCGAAACUGAAUUGUGCCGAUUUAAUUUUUUUUCUGCUGUGAAAAUGGGACAUCAGCGGCCGAAUACUCGUAGUAAAAGUAAAAGGAAUAGACCCGAUGAUUGUAUUGACAUCGCUGCGGAAAUUUACAGAAAUGUUCUAUCUACCAGGCAGGUGACAGAAGAUGAUAUUAAUCAGCUGUACAUGAUAUGGAAGCCUGCUUGUCAAGGAUGUCGUUUCAACACCAAAGAUAAUCCCAAUUGCUUUUGUGGAUUGAUUCCACCUCCAAAUGGUAAUCGCAAAUCUGGGUUAUGGCAGAAGACAUCCGAAGUGGUCAAUGCUUUUGGUUCUGAUCCUUCAGAUGAUCGUCGUGCAUCCCCAGAGACACCUGCUGGGUUGACAAAUCUGGGUGCGACAUGCUAUGCAAACAGUAUUCUGCAAUGCUUGUAUAUGAAUAAGUCAUUCAGGGAGGGUGUAUUCUCUAUUGAACCAGAUGUGCUGAAACAACAACCAGUGUUAGACCAACUAGCACGACUGUUUGCAAAGUUACAUUUGCACAAAAUGGCUUUUGUUGAUUCUGCUCCAUUUAUCCAAACCCUGGAGCUAGAUAAUGGCGUUCAGCAGGACAGUCAUGAGUUUCUGACCUUGCUCUUCUCUCUGCUUGAGCGUUGUCUGAGUAGAUCUAGCGUGUUGAAGGCCAGAACAAUUGUCCAAGAUCUUUUCCGCGGAGGUGUGUCACAUGUGACUAUGUGUUCAAAAUGUGGAAAUGAAUCUGAAGCUUCAUCAAAAAUUGAGGACUUCUAUGAGCUGGAGUUGAAUGUCAAGGGUUUGAAGAGUUUAGAUGAGAGUCUGGACGACUAUCUUAGCGUAGAGGAGCUUCAAGGAGAUAAUCAAUAUUAUUGUGGUUCAUGUGCCACCCGAGUUGAUGCUACUCGUAGCAUUAAAUUGCGCUCUCUGCCUGCAGUCCUAAAUUUCCAGCUCAAGCGUUGCAUUUUCCUUCCAAAUACUACAACGAGGAAGAAAAUCACAUCUGCAUUUUGUUUUCCUGAAGAGCUGGAUAUGACACGAAGGAUAUAUGAGCAUUUCCAAUCAGAACUAAUAUACGACUUAUCAGCUAUACUGAUUCACAAAGGUUCAGCUGCAAAUAGUGGCCACUAUGUAGCCAAUAUUAAAAAUGAGAAUACACAGCAGUGGUGGGAGUUUGAUGACGAACAUGUUUCAAAUUUAGGCUGUCAGCCAUUUGGUAAAGGUUCUUCACAUUCUGCUUUCAAGCCUUCUCAAACUGAGCAACUUGACCACUCUCCUUCUGAUGUAAUUAUUGAGAAUGGGAAUGGGCCUGAUGCUGGGGAGCGGCAAGCCUCAAAUAUGGAUGUCACUGAAGUGAAGACCUUCUCGUCUUGUGAUGCUUAUAUGCUGAUGUAUGUCCUUAGACGUCCAAAGAAUGGUGAUAAAAUGUCAAUUGACUCUAGUGGUUAUAAAGCGGAAAAAGAGGCUAGUACAUCUUCAGAAGUUGAUGGUCAUCUUCCAUCCCACCUCUAUGAGGAGGUAGAAAAACUGAAUGACUCAUAUGUUGACUCAUGUGAGCAAUACAAAAUGAAAAAGGAGUCUGAGAUGAAUAGCAUCAUGGAACGGAGGCUGGAGGUACGUUCAAUCCUUUCUAAAGCUGCAGUUCAAUCACCUGAGGAAUCUUACUUUUGGAUAUCUAUGGACUGGCUGCGUCAAUGGGCGGACAACAUCGUGUCAUCAAUCAUUGAUAACACUUCCAUACAAUGUACACAUGGGAAAGUACCAGUUUCAAAGGUUGGCUUCAUGAAGCGGCUGUCUUGUGAAGCUUGGACCAUGUUAUGCUCUAAGUAUGGUGGAGGACCAAUGCUGGCCAAGGAUGAUUACUGCACGGAAUGCCUUUUUGAAGUGGCUCAGUCAAUGGCCCGUGCUGAUAGCUACCGGGAUCGAAGAACAUUAAUGAAAGAACUUGCCGAAGCAGCCCUUGCGGGUGGUUGUCUAGAUGAGAAGUUGUACUACAUAUCAAAGCCAUGGUUACAACAGUGGCUCCGAAGGAAAAAUGUAGACUCUCCUUGUGAAGCUGAUGCUGGACCAACAGCUUCAAUAAGGUGUCCUCAUGGACUGCUGAUGCCCGAACAAGCUUCUGGUGCUAGACGUGUGCUGAUACCCGAGACUCUUUGGAAUUUUAUUCGUGAGAUAGCUAUGGCAGUAAAACCUGAUGAUUCUGUGGGUUGUUCAACUUUCUUUUUAGACUCUCAGCCUUGUACUCAAUGCAGCAUUCAACUCACUGAAGUUGCAUGCUUAGAAGAUACUCUAAGGGAGUUUAAGCUCAAGCAACGGCAAAGUCAUGAGAAGUUAGCAAUGGGUAAAGGCAUACCAAUUCUUCCUGGUAACAGAUACUACUUGUUACCAUCUUCGUGGUUGUUUAAAUGGAGAAGCUACUCUAAUGCAAGUGGCAAAAGUGCUCCUUCUGCUGAACCUGAAACUUUGGAUGCUGUCAUUGGUUUUCUGAUGUGUGAAAAGCAUUCAAGACUUCUUGAAAGGCCUCCUGAUCUGGCUUGCAAACGUGGAAGUAUUCUCCAGAAGUCACCUGCUACAGAUGUAUUGACAAUUAUCACCGACAAUGAUUGGAAGUCAUUUUGUGAAGACUGGGGUGGUACAGAGGCAAAAGGAAUUACAGCUGAAAUUGAUAGCUUGGGGAACGAUUUCCUUGGGUCCAGUGAAGAUAUGGCAUUUUCUGAGGAGCAUAUGAAUUUGAAUGACGAAUUGAAUGUUGGGCCCGAGUCUAGAAGAUUCAUCAUUAAGAUUUCACCAGAGGUUUGUGAGGAGUGCAUUGCUGAAAGAAAAAGCUGUGAAUUAAAGAGGAAACUCAACUAUUCCAACGAAGAUAUAUGUGUCUGCUUCAUUCGCGGCAAGGAACCUCCAAAAUCAGUUCUAGAAGCAUCAGUGAACAGCCUGGAACCAAAUCGACGGACCUCAAAGCGUUCCAGGAAGACAGCAUUUGGGAACUCAGUAAACUUGAAUGUUUCUGGGUCCACAUCUGUCUACCAGCUGAAGAUGAUGAUAUGGGAAGCUUUUGGGAUAGUCAAGGAAAAUCAGGUACUUCACAAAGGUUCUCUGGUAAUUGAUGGCGAAUCUGCUUGUCUUGCUGACCUGAAUAUAUUCCCUGGAGAUGUACUAUGGGUGACAGAUUCUGAGAUUCAUGAGCAUCGUGAUAUUGCAGAUGAGCUUUCUGGCCCGAAAAUGGAAGCACGAAAAACUGAAGAAGGUUUUCGUGGAACACUUCUGUCCUCAAGUCUCUCAUCCCAGUUUGUCUCUGAAGCAUCUGCAUGCCUAAAUUAAUGAGGGUGUACUUGUAAAGUGUAGCUGUUCUUCAUAUUUGAUUAUGGAAGAGUAAAGCUAGAUCUUCAACCUGCUUAACCAAGAUAAUCAGAUUGGCUCACUUUGUUAUGUUGAGAGAGUAUUCCCUGUUUUGUACAAGCUUUUGUGUUAUUAGCUCCUUUACAAAAUCUGUUUGCAGAUAUGGUGAAGGAUCUCCUAUUGCAAGUUACUGUGUAGAGAUUAAUAUGAUUUUGGUUUCAACUUUAAGCCCCUAUUUGGUGCUCAAUCUGUUGAUGUAAUCUUCUUCCUUUCACCUUCUUGGCUGCACUUAAGUCAGGCAAGUUGUAGUUCUGAAAGGCCAGGUCUGGUUCAUAGUCCUAGUUUUGGGACAGUUUUGUGCAUUAUCGAACCUUAUUCCCUUGCCUUGUGAAUAGUUGAAGACUAAAGAGGCAGUCAAUUGUACAUGUAAAUACUUGUGUGGAAGUUGUAUCUGAUGUACUUAGUGGUAA